ACUGAAGAACUUUACAUUGGCAGAAUGGGCUGUGUUUGCAGUAAUCAGAAGGAACACAAAGAGCAUGUACAUAAACACUCAGCAGCCACCAACAAUUCACAUGUAAGUACUGCUAGACACGGCGCCAACUAUGAUGAAGACAUUGUGAUUGCUCAACAUGAUUUCAAACCAGCCAAUGACAAUGACCUUCCAUUUAAGAAAGGAGAAAAACUCAAGAUAAUUCAGGAAAAUGGGGACUGGUGGAUUGCUAAAUCUUUGCUUACUGGAGAUGAAGGCUACAUACCAUGCACAUAUGUUGCCCGAGUCCACACACUUGAGGUGGAAAGUUGGUUUUUCAAAGAUUUGAGCCGCAGAGAGACAGAACGACUUCUACUUGCUCCAGGGAACAAGAUCGGCUCAUUUCUUGUACGAGAGAGUGAGACAACUGCAGGUGCUUUCUCUCUGUCCAUAAGAGACUUAGCCCCGGAACAUGGUGAUGUGGUUAAGCAUUAUAAGAUCCGUACACUUGAUAAAGGUGGCUACUACAUCUCACCCUCCCUGUCCUUUCAAUCUCUGCAGGAACUGGUUCAGCACUACUCAAGAUCCUCUGAUGGCCUCUGUCAGAAACUUGGAAGCCCGUGUAGGUCUGUUGAUCCUCAGAGGCCUUGGAGUCAGGAUGAGUGGGAGAUUCCAAGGGAAACAUUAAAGAUGGUGAAGAAGUUGGGCGCUGGGCAAUUUGGAGAGGUCUGGAUGGGGUACUAUAAAAAUAACCAAAAGGUGGCCAUUAAGACUUUGAAAGAGGGCAACAUGGAGCCAGCGGCCUUUCUACAGGAGGCUAACCUUAUGAAGAAGCUGCAGCAUGAAAGACUUGUAAAACUGCAUGCCGUAGUCACACAGGAGCCCAUCCUCAUCGUUACGGAGUACAUGUCCAAUGGAUGCCUAUUAGACUUUCUUAAAACUGAUGUUGGCAGGAAACUUAAAAUGCCCAAGUUAAUAGAUAUGACAGCUCAGAUAGCAGAAGGCAUGACCUAUAUAGAAAGAAAGAAUUACAUUCACAGAGAUCUCCGUGCUGCUAACAUACUGGUGUCAGAAACCCUGCACUGUAAGAUAGCUGACUUUGGCCUGGCCAGAAUUAUAGAGUCGGAGUACCAUGCACAGGAAGGUGCAAAGUUUCCAAUUAAGUGGACAGCUCCUGAAGCAAUCAAUUUUGGUACUUUCAGCAUCAAGUCAGAUGUAUGGUCUUUUGGUGUUCUCCUAACAGAGAUAGUCACGUAUGGAAGAGUGCCUUAUCCAGGCAUGACGAACCCAGAGGUGAUCCGUAACCUAGACAGGAGGUACCGAAUGCCGUGUCCAGAUGACUGCCCUGAGGAACUCUAUGACAUCAUGAUGCUUUGUUGGAAAGAGAAAGCUGAGGACAGACCAACAUUUGAGUACCUUCAAGACACACUUAAUGACUUCUUUAUUGCCACUGAGGGCCAGUAUGAGAUGCAACCAUAAGGCUCAUCUACAAUGGACACAAAUACAUGGAUAAAAUUAUUAAUACAUGGGUUGUAGAGGUGGUAAAAGGACAAACCAAAUGAAACGAUACAAGGACAUCUGCCACAUAUGAGGUGAUUAAGACUAACAUACAUGAACUAAUAACUGGAUGCUUGUCAAUGGACUAAUCAAUCAACUUUUUAGUGAAUGCAUAUAAUCAGAAUACUUAAUGGAUGUUAUCAGCAACUUCAAUGGAUUACAUAUCUCGUAUCACAAAUACAUUUCAUCCAGCCACCAUCACCCAGUCUCGAGUAUAGGUCUUACCAGAACUACUUGCAGCCCGGUGCUCAACAGACACAUUUGGCCAUGUCUAUGAAAGGAAAGGUUGGAUGAGGAUUCUUCCUCUUGCCGCUGCAACAGUCUAAGAGGCGGAAGACAAUGGAAGAGGUAGUAUGGUAGUAUGUAAGUGCUCGCUGGAAAAAUCUAUCAUUGGCCAGCGAGGGUGUCGGGGAUGGGGAAAUUUAGUAUCCAAACUGGGUGCAAAAGAUAAAAAGAUAGUUGUGCCCUCACUAGCUGUAAGUAGUUAUGUAAUUUGAAUUUUAAAAGGGCAAGCGAUGAACUCUAUAGAAAACUUCUGAACAUCAAAUACAGCCUUGACAAACAAAAUAUUUUCAGGAUACUGGAUGAAUGUUUGCCAUGUUUGUGCCCAAGACUAUUUUGUGCCCUUUGAAAGGUUUGAAUCACUUUUUCUGGUCAUCUGCCAAUGUGGCCUUUAAAUGAAUAAAUUAAAUAAAAGUUUACUU
This is a messenger RNA of Trichomycterus rosablanca, 2258 nucleotides long. RefSeq names its product BLK proto-oncogene, Src family tyrosine kinase (gene blk). Gene Ontology annotation, molecular function: ATP binding; non-membrane spanning protein tyrosine kinase activity; signaling receptor binding. The transcript is spliced from 13 exons. The record is from RefSeq and is a predicted model, not a curated record. Gene Ontology annotation, cellular component: extrinsic component of cytoplasmic side of plasma membrane. Bases 25 to 1476 code for a protein of 483 amino acids. Gene Ontology annotation, biological process: protein phosphorylation; cell surface receptor protein tyrosine kinase signaling pathway; cell differentiation. Lineage: Eukaryota; Metazoa; Chordata; Actinopteri; Siluriformes; Trichomycteridae.